Phaedon cochleariae (mustard beetle) is the source of this 5757-nucleotide messenger RNA. NCBI's taxonomy places the organism in Eukaryota, Metazoa, Arthropoda, Insecta, Coleoptera, Chrysomelidae. The record is from the annotation of a GenBank genome assembly.
GGAUUUCACUUGAAUUUUGAGGGUGAAAUUACAAGACAACUAGAAUAUGUCAAAUGAAAUUUUCUGUUUUGACAACAGCAGUAUUUUGGCAAAAGUAAAUUUUCGAAUGCGUCAGAUUUUGGCAGCAAAAUUCUAAGAGUACACAAUAAAUUAUAAAGUGAAGCUAAAUUCUUGUUGGUAAAAUGGUUGAAGAAAAAGAAUCAGAUCAGGAAAAUCCCCAGCGGAAAAGUGUAUCAGCAGAAGGAAGAAAGGAGAGUCAAAGGAUAUCGGUGUCCCAAAAUAGACCCCCAAUCUCGGAUACUUCCAAUCCUAUCAAAAAAGAUCCAGUCAGUGAACAGAAGAAAAAAGAUGAGAAAGAUAUGAGAAAAACGCAAGUCAUACCACAAAAAGAGAGCAAUCUAAGUACUCAGAUUAAACCAACCCUCAGUAAGAGGAUAGAUCUGAAGUUUGUGGAUGAUGGUACUUAUAAGGAAGGGGAACCUAGAUCAAAGUAUGUGGUACCAAGGACUAAGAGACAACAAAGAUAUUACGAGAAGAACAGAGCAAAUACUGCUAAGAAAUUUUGCAAAUAUAGUUCGUCAAAAGUACCAAAACCGCAACCGGAUAGAAAAAUGGAUUUGAAGAUUGAAGUACCAUCUCCAGAACCAAGUCAGGCAAAAGUAACACCAAGGAGGGUUACUCCUACUGCUAGUAUGCUCUAUCCCUAUCCCCAAACUGACUCAGAACUGAAAAUCAAAAAACCGAAGAGCGGAAUCAUAAUCAAUGAAAAAGAAGCUGAGGGGCAUGAUUCUGACGAUGAUUAUGACAGCUUCGAUCUUGUUUUCUCGAGAAAACCUAGACCAAAAUCUUCUUCGAGAAAAAGAUCUAAAUCGAGAAAACACGAUGGACUAGAAGACAUUGUGGAAGAUGAGGAAGAAGCAGAUGGAACUAGAGAGAAGAAGAAGAAAAAGAAGAAAGGCAAACAGAAAAAAUGUGGAAUGGAAGAGACAGCAGAGGGAGAAGCAGAAGAAGCAGAAGCCGAUGAAAAAGCGGAUUAUCUGACGAAACAAUUCAGAAGAAAAGUUUCUCAGAUGUCAGCUGCAACAUCGUAUCACAGCCAACUCAUCGAGCCAUCCGAACAAGAGAUGGUGGGUGAACCGGCUUUCAGCAAAUAUGUUCAAAAAUUCCGAAGGGAAUCUGAGAUGCAGCGAUACCAGCCGAUAAGAAGGAAAGUGAAGAGAGGGACUUUGGAAAGCCACUCUUUCACUGAUAUCAAUCAAGUAGUACUCAAAGAUUUUUUCUUUGGUUCCAAGGAAGGAACGAUGCAUCAAGGUGACCCUAGUUUUGCACCAUCUGUGAGAAACAUCCAAGGAUUGUGUAUGCCCGUGGCAGCGUACUGUUAUUCGAUACUAAAACACCCCAAUAAAUGGACCAGGGAAAACAUCGACGAAAUCCUGGGAUAUGGCAACGACUUAUUUUCACAAAGUGCCAGAGUUGCGCAUAUCCACAAUUUGUCGAAGCUGUUGGAAUUCAAUGAAUUGCAAAAGUAUUGCAUUAUAGGCGAGAAGAAAAUCCGUUUCACUGUAGACGAUCCCGAAGUGGCAGGCUACAUCCGAUCCGACGACAAAAAAGUCUACAACCUCACCAAGGCCCUAAGAAUCUUCUUCUCUCGCAACACGGCCGGUAUUCUCAAGACUCAAGACAUCUGCAUCGGUGUUUGGAAGCAUAAGUACUUCUACAUGUUCGAUGCCAGACCGAGGACGAGGGAUUUGUUUUGCUCGCCUUCUGGCACUGCCAUCAUGGCCAACUUCUACGACGUUUCAGCCCUGGCCACCGUCUUCCUCGCCAGGUCCAACUUCGGCAACUGGCCAUUCGUCAUCUAUCCCCUGAAGGCGUUGAAGGUGCUCAAUAGGGAUGAUCCAGAAGUGGAUUCCAAUGCCGCCUUGGAUGUUGCUAGCGAGUACAAUAUUUUGAACGCGAAUAAGGCUGUGGUAUUGGCGUCGUUAGAUCUGGCAGAUAAGUGUUUCGAUUUCAGCAGGAACAAGCAGUCUCUGGCCAUGGCUGUGGUUUGUUUGGCGUAUUCUCGUAUAACGCCACCUAGCGCCUGGCACCGCACUACCGUGGACAAGAUAAUGAUAAUCGGUAACCAGCUGUACCUCCAAUGCCUCGAAUGCGAGUCCAUAGUGGACCUGAAGCUGGACAACCUGCCUGCCCUGUUCACCAUCGGUCCCUACAUCGUCGAAAUAUACAUCUACGCCAACGUGUAUGCCGACCUGCUCUUCAGAUCCUGCUGUUGCCAGCUCAGGUGUUGCUUGGAGGAGUUCUUCGAGAAAUGUACGAACGCCAUAGUCCAAAUAGGCAAAGGAUUCUUGGCGGUGUGGAAGCAGCGGAACAUGUUUUAUUGCUUCGAUCCCUAUUCGAGGAACAACGAAGGGUACCGGUGUAGAGACGGAGCAGCCUGCGUAUCGAUGCAUUCCACUGUGGAGUCACUGGUGGAGGUCAUAACUACCAAUUUCGAUGACAAAGACACGAUUUUCUAUGUGCAUGCGAUGAAGGUGUGCAAGAUACACAGGGACCCGGCGCAGACUUCCAGGUUCCCCAAGCACCUGGCCAUGGACGAUAUAGCGGUGGAUGAGGUCAAGCAGUACAAGAUGAAGAAGUCGAAGAAAGCGGCCAUCGAGAAACCGGUCACCGUUGAUUAUUCGGCGUUGGCCAUGAGAAGGUUGUUGGCCGGUGAGAGUCCUCAGGACUCCAUUUUCGAUAUCGGUUCGACUGUUGAAAGCUUGGCGAUGGAACAGCUACCACCGAUGCUGCACAAGAAUGUGUCCAAGUCCAUUUUGAAGGCGCAUCCCAAAGUUGUUGAUGUCGUAGCUGAUUUGGACUCACCUAGCUUGUCCGAUACUCAGAUCGAGCCACCGCUACCUCAGCAGCCGAAGAUCACCGAAGACAUAGAGUUCUUGGACUUGGAUUCGUUCGAGCUGACCAUGGAAGAGAUCGAAUUGGAAGUGGUGGCACAACAGGAGGACGAAAAUGAGCAGCCCGAAGAAGGCGAAGGCAUGAUGAUGGCAGAGGGGGAAAGUGACUUCGAACAAGCGCCAGAGGAAGCUAACUUCAUGGGCUUGGGUGGGGAGGGCGAUGACCUCGACGAUUGGUUCUUCGCCACGGACAUGUAUUCGCAGUACUCCGGGAUCAAGAAGCCCAGUCAAAUGUCGGAACAAGUGAACACCGACAUCACUUACUUCCCUAUUAAACGCGAGAUCCUCUACCCCACUUACUUACGCGACAGGCAGCGGGUGAAGUAUCGCCUGCAGAAAUACAGAUUCACCGAGGAAGAUUGGGAGAACUAUCUUCCGCCCAGUCCCCCGGAAAUCACCAGGUCUGAGGAACUAAGGAAAGAAACGAACUUUGUCAACCUACCUGAUGAUACUCAAAUUAUCCUCGGUGGCAAAAACGUAGCUGAUGCUGGUGGCGAAGACGUUGAAUUCGUGGCACCUUUCGUGUGCAUCAUGGCCGGCGUGGUUGCCAAAAAGUACUCGAUAUCUUCUUGGACCGGAGAAAUCGUCGAUUACAUCAUCAAGUGCGGUAAUGAACUCCACGCAGCUUCCAAGUUCAGAUACGACCAGGUGUCCAAGCUGGAAAUACCUCGGAUAAGUCUGGGCAACACGGAUUUCACCGUCUUGGUGGAGUACAUCUUCGACAGCUACACCAGACAGAACAUCCUGGAGCUGGCUCUAGAGAAAAUCCUCUUUGUUAGAUCAGACGUGGGGAUCUUCGUGACGCCUGUGUACGCGUGCGCGGUUUUUUAUAAGAACCACCUCUACUACGUGUACGAUUGCUUCGGCAACAACGAGGUGGGAUUGAGCGAAGGACCCAGCGGGAAGGGCACGGCUUGCCUGGCCAGAUUCAAGGAUUUGCGUUCGCUGACGUCGAGGAUGAUGUACAAUAAGAGGAAGAGGGAGAGCUCUGAGGAGAUCGUUUACAGUCGAUUCGUGCUCAGUUCGGUGAAGGUCAAAGAGUUGAGAGACGCUGGUAAAGAGAAGAAAAAGAAGAAGAAGAAGAGCAAGGCGAGAAAAACUGAUGCUGCCAAGGACGAUGAGUAUUUAUAUCAAGGGGAAGACGAAAUGGAUGAGAUCAAGCCGGAAGAAGAGAAGAAGGAUGAGGAUAGCGUAGACGAAGACGAAAAGCCAGUCGAUGAAGACGAGAAACUCGAAGAGAAAGAAAAGAAAAAAGAGCCCGAAAACAAAAUCGGCUACCAAUACAAGAACGGCUUCUACACCAUCCAGGGAACCAAAGCGGUAGCAGGUCGAAAAACAGUAACAGAAGAACUCAAAGAGGACCAUUUCAUCUGCCUAUGCGCUUGCCUAGUGCUCCUCACCUGUCCUGUGAAGAAAUGGGACACCAAAAAGGUAGACAAAGUACUCGAAUACGGUAAGCACGUCUACUCGCACGCCGAAGACUUGAACAUCUCCCAAAAAAGAACCAUCAAGAACGUCCUCAUCGGCGAACACUUCUUCGAUGUGAUCGUCAAGAGCAUCAAAAUCGAGAACUGGAGAGACAACAAGAGCUUGAACGAGGGCAUCGACACGAUCCUAGGAAGAAAGAUGUCCUACUUCCUCGUCCAGUUUCCCAACGCCUGCUACGUCAUCCACAAGUCCUCCGACGCCAUCUUGCACUUGUUCGAUCCGUAUGGCGUGCCCAAGAGCCAAAAGGCCGGUUGGACGCGGUUCAAGGACGCGAGGCAUCUGAAGAGGCGAUUGAGGAGGAUUGUGGUGGCUGGCGGGGAGUCGUACAAGUUUUACACGUUCGAGAUGACUUCUAUUCAGAAGGCUCCUAAGGGGCUCGUGUUGAGUCACAAGCUGGAGGAGUACGAAAUGGAGGCAGCGGUAAAGAAGGAAUAUCAUGGUAAACCGUUUUACGAAGAUGUCGAAUGGCUGCAGACAGACCCAGUACCAUGGUCGAGAAGGAAAGACAAAUCUGCGUGCGGCAAAACUAGAGGGGCCUUGGAGAACAUGUGGUUCAAUUGGGACGAGGAGUACCCCAAGGAUCUGUAUUCUCUAGUCGGAAAUAUCCAUGAGUACAACGAAAGGUUCUCCAACAAGACGAAAGGUAAACAAACCCUGGCCAAUCUGAUAACAGCUAUCGGUAUGAUGGAGAUCUACGACCUGUCCGAAUGGAACUCCUCCGUGGUGGAUUCUGUUCUCGUCAAUGGCGAUCAUUAUUUCGCCGAUUGCAUCCAAGACAUUUCCGACGAAGACUACGAGAUCACGAUGGACGAUCUGAAGCCGGAUUGCAGCAUUUUCCCGUUCAGCUUCCAGGUGGCGUUGGCGCCAGUAGUGGAAGGCACCAUGUUCUUGGUCAGACUCACGCAGUUCAACUUGUACAAGGCACUCAGGUACUUCUUCGAUGGAUUCGAUGCACGGUACGGCCUCAUCUGCUGCACCAAAUCCGACCGGAAGAAGCACGUGGCCUUCGGCAAACUCCGCGACGCCGAGUACUUCGUGUUCGACAGCGGGUGUCGCGGCGCCCCGAUGUUCCCAGAUGGCGCUGGCGUCGCCUACAUCCUGAGGAUGACGACCUUGAACCGGUUGCUAUACGUGUUGACCUUGACGCUGCGCGGAGGCGAUUUUUAUGUUCACGAAGUGACGGUCAGUGAUUUGAAACCGAUGAGCUAGGAGUCGAGGAUUCAAUUCCAUUUCAAUAUUCAUAUGUCUGUGGAUUUUUCUCUCUUUUGCAUAUUUGUACAGUAAAAACCAAGAUGUUUGUUUGAAAAUAUACUUC